CAUAUCAUAUGCUAAUGCUAUGAUGGGAAACAAACACGAAAUGAUGGGUAGUUGGCGGUGGUGGUGCACAUUAAUAUUAUUCAAUCUUCUAAUAAUCACACCGGAAGUAGUUAAGCCGGUGGUGGCCGUGGCGGGUGUUCCACUUAACACAAAUUCACGGUGGAUCGUGAACCAGGAUGGGCUGAGGGUGAAGCUGGCGUGUGUAAAUUGGGUGUCUCAUCUGGAUGCGGUGGUGGCGGAGGGGCUGAGCAAGCAGCCCGUGGAUGUAAUUUCAAAGGGAAUAAAGUCCAUGGGCUUUAACUGUGUCAGGCUCACUUGGCCCAUUCUCCUCGUCACCAAUGACUCUCUUUCUUCUCUCACUGUUAGGCAAUCCUUUCAGAAUCUUGGCCUCCUUGAUUCUGUUGCUGGUGUCCAAGCCAACAACCCCUCCAUCAUUGAUCUCACCCUCAUCCAAGCUUUCCAGGCAGUGGUGAAGAGUCUUGGGGACAAUGAUGUGAUGGCAAUUUUGGACAACCACAUAACCCAGCCAGGGUGGUGCUGCAGCAAUUCGGAUGGCAAUGGGUUCUUUGGUGACCAAUUUUUCGACCCGGACCAGUGGAUCUUGGGCCUAACCAAAAUGGCCACUCUUUUCAAUGGAGUGCCUAAUGUGGUGGGCAUGAGCUUGAGGAAUGAGCUCCGAGGCCCAAAACAAAAUGUCAAUGAUUGGUACAGGUACAUGGUGAAAGGAGCAGAAGCGGUUCAUGCAGCAAACCCAGAUGUUCUUGUCAUUCUAUCUGGUCUAAACUUUGACAAGGACUUGUCGUUCAUUAAGAAUAGACCAGUGAAUCUCACAUUCAAGGGGAAACUAGUAUAUGAGGCACAUUGGUAUGGCUUCACUGAUGGUCAAGCUUGGGUAUCAGGGAACCCAAACCAAGUGUGUGGUCAAGUGGCUGGGAACAUGAAGAGAACCUCUGGCUUCUUGGUGGACCAAGGUUGGCCAUUGUUUGUGAGUGAGUUUGGUGUGGACUUGAGAGGUUCAAACGUGAACGACAACCGCUACCUUAACUGUUUCAUGGCGGUGGCGGCCGAGCUUGACUUGGAUUGGGCCUUGUGGACACUGGUUGGUAGUUACUACUUCAGACAAGGGGUCAGAGGAAUGGAAGAGUUCUAUGGGGUUCUUAGAUGGGAUUGGACACAAGUUAGAAAUACCAGUUUCUUGAACAGGAUCAAUGGCCUCCAACUUCCAUUUCGAGGGCCAGGUAUAACAAAAGGCAAUCCAUACAAAUUGAUAUUCCAUCCUUUAACAGGUCUCUGUGUCACAAGAAAGUCAUUGCUAGAGCCACUAACAUUAGGUCCUUGCUCUUUUUCUGAUGGUUGGAAUUACACACCCCAGAAGACCCUAUCAAUAAAGGGAACCUACUUUUGCAUACAAGCAGAGAAUGAAGGGAUGCCUGCAAAACUUAGCAUAAUAUGCUCGGGUCCUAACAAUAAAUGGGAAAUGAUCUCAGAUUCAAAAUUGCACCUUUCAUCUAAAGUCAACAAUGGUUCUAGUGUUUGUCUAGAUGUUGAUGAAAACAACAACAUUGUGACCAACUCUUGUAAAUGCUUGAGCAGAGAUGUAAAGUGUGACCCAGGAAGCCAAUGGUUCAAACUCAUUGACAGUGGAAGAAGGUCAAUGUCCACAACUUCAGCAUUGUCCAUGCUGAAUUUACCAGACCUGUUAUGGAAACCUUUGAGCUCAUCAUAAGUUGUUAUUAAUCGCACUGCUAAAAAUUUCUUUGACCAUGUUAAUACUCAUUGAAUGUAUCCCCUAACAAUGUUUUAAUAGUACAAAUUAAAGUGAUGUAGUAAAUAUGUUCAUGAGGUGAUAUUGGAUUUAAUA
Lotus japonicus is the source of this 1861-nucleotide messenger RNA. RefSeq names its product glycosyl hydrolase 5 family protein. Lineage: Eukaryota; Viridiplantae; Streptophyta; Magnoliopsida; Fabales; Fabaceae. The record is from RefSeq and is a predicted model, not a curated record. The coding region runs from base 20 to 1726 and encodes 568 amino acids. Gene Ontology annotation, molecular function: hydrolase activity, hydrolyzing O-glycosyl compounds. The transcript is spliced from 4 exons.